Cataglyphis hispanica is the source of this 1978-nucleotide messenger RNA. RefSeq names its product BRCA1-associated RING domain protein 1-like. Lineage: Eukaryota; Metazoa; Arthropoda; Insecta; Hymenoptera; Formicidae. Gene Ontology annotation, molecular function: protein binding. The coding region runs from base 149 to 1663 and encodes 504 amino acids. The record is from RefSeq and is a predicted model, not a curated record. The transcript is spliced from 8 exons.
CCCUUAGUGCAUAGUCAUGUUUACAUUCCUGUAUGAUAUAUUCAAAUGAUGAAAAUAUAAAAAAAAAGUACAUAAAUAAAAAAAAUUGUUUAUAUGUAUUUAUAAUAACAUUGUACAACUUGAGAAAUUGAUAAAGCAUUUUACAAAAAUGGAUAUUACGUGGACAAAUACUACUAAAGCAUUACAGGAUUUUGCAAGUAUCUUGGUUUGUGGAAAAUGUGGAUCUAAACCAAUAUCUCCCGUAAGACUCACAAAUUGUGGACAUUUUUUUUGUCAGAAUUGUGUCAGGUCUGAUACAAUAUGUGUUAAAUGUAAUAUACCUGUGCAACCAUGCGAAAUUAAUCCUGAUUGCUUAGUAUCAAAUCUUAUUCAGGGAUGUGAUACUAUUGCACAAAUUAUUAAAAGGGAAAAUAUAUGGGAUAACAUUGUGGAAGUAUCUAAUAUAUCAUUAGACAAUACGGUGUCUGAAAUAUUUAAUACACCAAGAAAACAUUCUUAUAUUAGGAAGAAUAUAAAUAAACCAAAUGCAAAAGGAGAAACACAAUUGCAUACUACAUGUUUAAAGAGAAAUGCAGAACAAGUUAAAUAUUUGUUGAUAGCUGGUGCAAAUCCUAACACAAAAGAUAAUGCAGGUUGGACACCAUUGCAAGAGAUAGUUAAUUAUGGAUAUAUUGAAAUAUGUCAAUUACUAUUAAGUUGUGGAGCAUUGCCUAAUAUGUCAGGUUAUAAAAACAGAACUCCACUGCAUGAAGCUGUUGAGUUUGAUAAAAUUGAAGAAGCUAAAUUAUUGUUGGCUCAUCAAGCUGAUAGGAACUUAUGUGAUCAAUAUGGCAAAAAACCUAUAGACUAUUGUAAAUCAGAGAAGAUGCGACAACUUUUAAUGGAUGUGCAGCCCUCAUCUGAAAAGAUAUUGGACAAAAGUAUUAAUCAAACGCUAAAUACAACUUUACAUGUAAGAUAUGAUAAAUUUGUGAUUUAUGCCUCAAAUUUAAAACAUGAAAAUCAGAAAUUGCUUGGUGUCAUUGCCACAAAACAUAAACUCAAGAUUUUGACUACAUAUAGAUCAUCUGUUACUCAUGUUAUAGUAGAGGUAAAUGAACGGAAUAUUACAAAAUUGACAUUAGAUGUUUUAUUCACAAUUAUCCAUGGCAGUUGGCUUCUUAAUAGUGAAUGGAUUAGACUAGCAGAAGAUAUGGAUGACAUAUCUAAUAUGGAUUUUGAAUUGUUUGAAGUUAAUGGCGCACCAACUUCUGAUGUCCCAAAAAGAGCGAGACAAAAUGCGGAAAAUCAGAAUCCACGUCUAUUCAACAACUGUUUCUUUUAUUUUGCUUUACAAAUAGAUAUAAUUUAUCAGAUUGGUGAUCUAGAAUUAAGAAAAGAAGAUUUGAUACGACUUGUGAAAGCAGGAGAAGGAACAGUUCUCACUAGAGAACCAAAUCCAGAAGAUCUAAAGGAUAUGAUGCAAGUGAUACCUUUUCACAUUGCGAAUAAUUCAUCUCAUCCUUUGUAUAAAUGUACGCAUUAUAUUAUAUAUAUGCCAGGCAAAGGUGAACCACGUAUUAAAUACAAAAUGCCUCAUAUCAAGAGUCUGCCACUUAUAUGGCUGAUUGAAUGUAUAGAGAAAUUUACUUUGGUUAAUCCGGCUCACUUAGGAUUAUCCUAAAUAUCUAACAAUGCAUGCUAUCAUGCAAUAUUACUAUAAAAUAUAAUUAUUCUAAUUUUUCUUUAUUCUAAAUAAUUUUUUUAUUUUUAUUUUAUUUCGGUAACAUGAAAUAAUUGUAUAUAAAUCUUUAUGUCAUAAAUGUUAAAUUUAAUUUAAGGCAGGUUUCAGAGAAAUUGUAAAAUUUUAUUAGGAAUUUGUAAAAUAUAGUUAAUAAUAUUAAAACAUUAUAAAAUAUUAAGAAUUUUAUAUUUUUGAGGAUAAACAGAAAGGUAAUUAAAUAAUUUUAUUUAAGUUUUUAUUUAAUAAAAAUAAUUU